Aspergillus ochraceoroseus IBT 24754 is the source of this 1319-nucleotide messenger RNA. RefSeq lists its product as uncharacterized. The transcript is spliced from 4 exons. Bases 1 to 837 code for a protein of 278 amino acids. NCBI's taxonomy places the organism in Eukaryota, Fungi, Ascomycota, Eurotiomycetes, Eurotiales, Aspergillaceae. The record is from RefSeq and is a predicted model, not a curated record.
AUGCCAGUCACCAUCAAAGCAACGAGGCUUUGUAUCUCAAUGAACAGGAACGGAGAUUUACUGCUGGUAGUCUUUCACUGGGGGACUGCAUCAGGGGGCAAAAUCCGCUGGCGACGUCGUUAUCAAAGAAUAGACGAUCUUGAUCUGCUUCCUUUGGCUAUUGGGGAGUCUAUGGUGUACUGCGGCGUUCGAAAUCACCCUGACGACGGUUAUGACUUGGCUGCCUUCGAUCUUAAAAGUGGUAAAAAGCUGUAUCGCUCUUCGGCGCUGGCCUCGAGCUGGCUUAGAGGAUAUGAGGCCAUCCAAACUGAGAACACGUGGAGGAGAUCACAUAACCAAUAUGCUAAAGUCAUUCGCACCGACCAAGGAGAAGAGUUACUUCUACAGCUUUCUGGCCGGAGUGGUGUCCUACCACGUACAUGGGCCAUGUCUGGUAUCCAAAUUAUCCGCGGCAGCAAUGGACACCUGAUACAGACAAUCGAAUGCCCAAAGUCUCCGGUAGAGAACUUGAUAUACUACCCCCUCACUAAUCAGGGCGUCCUUGUCCUUGAGGCUAUUUUACCCAUGACAUUCUGGGACCAGCACGAGCAAAUGUCACGAUACCGAAUCUUCUUAAUGCGGUACUAUCACUCCCAAACCGAUGGCAGCUAUGCUCUGGAAUACACAGAUGUCCUCCUCGUCGAUGACAAAGAUCCUGAUCGCCUGAAUCAUGGCCCGCAUUUAUCUAUACUUGUAUCUCCCUUUCAGCAGGUUGCCCUACUAGCACCGGUCCAAAGCGAUCCUGGCCCUGACCAGUGUGCCCCCCUUCCUUUUAUGACCUCGCCUCCAAGGUCUUAAAACAUGUAUUCCCGAGAGAACCUCCACGGCUGCGUGAGUGUUUCUUGAUUGGAUCAGCAAAUAAGGUAAGCUUGGCUCCCAAUAGGAGCGGAAAGCAAAAAAGCGGACCAUUCGGACUGCCCGCAUCAUGCCCGCGUGGGGGGACACAGCUGCUGGAGGGCUCUCGCGUUUUUAUACAUUGCAUGGGCGAAAGCUAUCUAUUUGACUUUGCUUGAGGUUGUAUUCAUCUCCCUCUUUCGAAGACACCUGUCUCUUAAAGUGGUUUAUCGGUGGCAGUUAUUCUGCUUAGUGAUUUCCCUCAGGAUCGAGAGUGCAGUACUUGGAGCACACCCCAGAAGAAAGUGGAAAAGGUAACCGAGUUAGAGAGAACUUUCAGCUGCGCAUGCCAUAUAUUCAUUCUCCGGUUAUUACAGCGGACGCAAGCCGAAGAAUGGACGUUCCAGGAUACUUCCCCGCGAGUAAUACUACACGUCAAAGAGAGG